UGACAACAAGAGACCUUGCGCGCAUGCGUAGAACACAACACUCUCGGUGACCGCUACAACAAAGCCAAACUGGAAUAAAUGCAUCAAUUGCAGUGCCUGUGUUUAGCCACGCUGGCUAAAGUUUUGAGUGUGCACAGAGUGUCCACAAGGUUCAAGUGCACAGAAGGAAGACCCUCUGCUCCACUGGGUUCAAGGAUUCUAACCAAUCCUGAUGACAUCUUUCAGCACAAUAUGUGGGAUCAUGUGCAAUGGACAGAGGAGGAUGUGGAAAAUGCACAGAUAAAAGCUGAGGAAAACUCCAGUGUGCGAAUCCCAUUCAGUGAACAAGCUACGUUUGACAUUGACGCUUGUCGCUACUGGGAUAGGUUUUAUGAGCUUCACCAGCAGAAAUUCUUCAAAGAUCGGAAGUGGCUUCUUUUGGAAUUCCCAGAACUGCUUCCAUCUGACUUAAAAAGCCAAGAAGGGGACACGAGACAUCGGCAACAGGGCAGAUGCACACACUUGGACCCCAACGCCAACCCGCAGCACCUCCGUCAAGAUGCAGGGCCGGAAACGUACGAAGCAGCCGAGCGUGUUUCUUACCCGGGACAGCAUGCAGAUUUCAGGAUAUUGGAGGUUGGAUGUGGAGUCGGCAACAGCGUAUUUCCUAUUAUUAGCAACAUCAAAGAAAAGGGUGCAUAUUUAUACUGUUGUGACUUCUCGCCAUGUGCUCUUCAACUGCUGAAGGGCCAUCCCGAUUAUGACGACUCUGUGUGCCACGCCUUUAUGUAUGAUAUUUGUGAGGAGGAGGCCUCUCUUCCCUUUCCUCCACACAGCCUGGAUGUCAUUCUUGCAGUCUUUGUCCUCUCCUCCAUUCAUCCAGACAGGAUGCAAGGAGUAGUAAAUAGACUGUCCUCAUACCUCAAAUAUGGAGGGGUUUUUCUCUUUCGGGAUUAUGGAAGAUAUGACUUCUCACAACUCAGGUUUAAGAAAGGUCGGUGCUUGUCAGACAACUUCUACACACGUGGCGAUGGAACCUGCGUUUACUUUUUCGCUAAAGAAGAAAUUCAUCAUUUAUUCAGCAAAGCCGGACUGGAGGAAGUUCAGAAUGUGGAGGAUCGCCGACUUCAAGUUAACAGAGGAAAGAAAGUAUCAAUGCAUCGAGUAUGGAUGCAGAGCAAGUAUAGGAAACCAUAUCCACUUUCAACUUGUUAACGCCCCUCUUUCCUUUAUACACUGUUAUAUUUUUAGAUCUACUUGUUGUCAAAAAAACGCAUAUUGUGCAGUAUGUACAUUAAAAGCAUACUACAUGGAUCGUUACUGUGUUCCAGUAACGAGAAAUAUAAGUCAUUACUAUACUAUAUACUAUACUAAAAUUUUAACGUACAAUGACAAAAUAUGACUUUUGUAUUUGAACGAGCCACAAAACAAUGGUGGUGUGUUUUGAAAUGUUUAUUGUUCCACAAAGUGACACUCAAAAAGAUAUUGUCAACAUUUCGUAGACCAAUAUGCGUUACAUUAACGCCCAGUUUGGAUUCCUAGGAAAACAAUCAGACUGCACUUCCGGAAUAACAAACAAAAAACAGACUGUGUACAUAUAUUUAUACUGUAUAUUCUGUAUAUUUUGUAUUUUUCAUUCUUUUUUAAUAGAUGUGUCUGCACCUACUUCACCAAAACAAAUUCCUAGUAUGUGUUUGAUCAUACCAGGCAAUAAACCCUUUUCUGAUUUUGAUUCUGAAUCUGACCAAAUAAACCACUGUUAUGAUACGAUAUAAUAACUUUUUCAAGUACAAAUGAACUUACAAAUAAACUUAGCAAAUAUAUUCUAAUGUAUUGAGAUGCAUCUGUAUACAUAAUUUUGAGAAUUCAAGUCCCCCUCCAAUUAUUGAUAUUUCCCAUACCAGCACCUCAUGCUCCAAUAUCAAUUCUCAAAUCUAAAUAUUGAUACUUUCAAUACUUAAGUCAUUUGAAGUUUGACCCAUUGUGAACGGAGGAGCCAUGUGUGAAUUGUCAAUAAAGUUUUUAUUCGUUUAUUUUAAUGGCUGUAUGAACUUGUUUUUUUUUUACAG
Molecule: messenger RNA, 2048 nt
Organism: Doryrhamphus excisus (bluestripe pipefish)
Lineage: Eukaryota; Metazoa; Chordata; Actinopteri; Syngnathiformes; Syngnathidae
Gene: mettl8
Product: methyltransferase 8, methylcytidine
Molecular function (GO): tRNA (cytidine-N3)-methyltransferase activity
Source: RefSeq, a predicted model, not a curated record